GCUCUCCGUGAGCAGCUCCUCCUCCUCCUCUCUGGGGGUGAACAGUAAUGGAUCUGAUACCUGUUUCCAUUCCGCAAACCACGCCGAGGAAACCUUCCGCAAGAUGGAGAACUACCUGCAGCAGAAGCAGCUCUGCGAUGUCCUCCUCCUGGCUGGAGACCACAAGAUCCCUGCUCACAGGCUGGUUCUGAGUGCCGUGUCUGAUUAUUUUGCGGCGAUGUUCACCAACGACGUCCGCGAAGCAAAACAAGAGGAAGUCAAAAUGGAAGGUGUCGAUCCGGAUGCCCUGAAGGACCUUGUGCUCUAUGCCUACACAGGCAUGCUGGAGCUCAAAGAAGACACCAUUGAGAGCUUGUUGGCUGCAGCUUGUCUUCUCCAACUUUCACCAGUCAUUGAGGUCUGCUGCAAUUUUCUCAUGAAGCAACUUCACCCUUCAAACUGCUUGGGAAUCCGUUCCUUUGGAGAUGCUCAAGGAUGCACAAAACUCUUACAAGUGGCCCAUGUCUACACUAUGGAACAUUUCACCGAAGUCAUAAAAAACCAAGAAUUUGUGUUACUUCCCGCUGGCGAAAUUGCUAAGCUGCUUUCCAAUGACGAUAUUAAUGUCCCAGAUGAAGAAUCCAUCUUCAAGGCAUUAAUGACAUGGGUUCAGCAUGAUUUGGACAAUCGGCAACAGGAUCUCGGGAUGCUUCUGUCUUAUAUAAGGUUGCCCCUUCUUUCUCCGGAGCUUUUAGCUGAUCUGGAAAACAGCCUCACGUUCACAACUGAUCUUCAGUGCCAGAAGCUCUUAAUGGAAGCCAUGAAGUACCACCUUUUACCGGAAAGGAGAUCCAUGAUGCAGAGUCCUCGGACAAAGCCCAGGAAGUCCACCGUUGGUUCCCUUUAUGCUGUGGGAGGCAUGGAUGCCACGAAAGGCACCACCACCAUUGAGAAAUAUGACUUGAGAACCAACAGCUGGAUACAAAUUGGGACGAUGAGUGGAAGGCGGCUGCAGUUUGGAGUUGCGGUGAUCGACAACAAGCUCUACGUGGUGGGAGGAAGAGACGGCUUGAGGACAUCCAAUACAGUUGAAUGUUUCAACCCGAUAACGAAAGUCUGGACUGUGAUGCCGCCAAUGUCAACCCAUAGGCACGGCUUAG
Thamnophis sirtalis is the source of this 1139-nucleotide messenger RNA. The record is from RefSeq and is a predicted model, not a curated record. NCBI's taxonomy places the organism in Eukaryota, Metazoa, Chordata, Lepidosauria, Squamata, Natricidae.